Messenger RNA from Thalassophryne amazonica, 1706 nucleotides. It is a transcript of the gene dapk2a, whose product is annotated as death-associated protein kinase 2a. The transcript is spliced from 9 exons. Gene Ontology annotation, cellular component: cytoplasm; nucleus. The coding region runs from base 190 to 1665 and encodes 491 amino acids. NCBI's taxonomy places the organism in Eukaryota, Metazoa, Chordata, Actinopteri, Batrachoidiformes, Batrachoididae. Gene Ontology annotation, biological process: protein phosphorylation; positive regulation of apoptotic process; intracellular signal transduction. The record is from RefSeq and is a predicted model, not a curated record. Gene Ontology annotation, molecular function: protein serine/threonine kinase activity; ATP binding.
UACUAAUGCAGAGGCAACAAAAGCAUUUGAAGAACGUCUCAACAAAUUCUGGGGAAACCACCCAAGGAAGUACAACUAUAGAGAUUGAACACAAAUCUCUGAGCAGCGUACAAGAGUAGAGGCCUGAGGCCAGAAGAGGAUCCUGUGGGAGGAAAAGGACACGGUGAGAAGAGAAUGUGAACAGCAGCCAUGGAUUUAUUCAAACAACAGAAUGUGGAGGAUUUCUAUGACAUUGGUGAAGAACUAGGAAGUGGGCAGUUCGCCAUCGUCAAACAGUGCAGAGAGAAAAGUACAGCUCAGGAGUUUGCUGCCAAAUUCAUCAAGAAGCGCCAGAGCAUGGCCAGCUCCCGUGGAGUGCGUCGCGAGGAGAUCGAGCGGGAGGUGAACAUCCUGCAGCAGGUUCAGCACCCGAACAUCGUCACGCUGCACGACGUCUUCGAGAACCGCACGGACGUGGUGCUCAUCCUGGAGCUGGUUUCUGGGGGUGAGCUGUUUGAUUUUCUGGCCCAAAAAGAGUCUUUGAGUGAAGAAGAGGCGACUCAGUUCAUCAAACAAAUCCUUGAAGGGGUGAACUACCUCCACUCCAGAAAGAUAGCCCACUUUGACCUCAAGCCUGAAAACAUCAUGUUACUGGACAAGAACGUGCCGCUGCCCAGAAUCAAACUCAUUGAUUUCGGUCUCGCUCACAAGAUUGAAUCUGGGGUUGAGUUCAAAAACAUCUUUGGGACUCCUGAGUUUGUAGCUCCAGAGAUUGUUAACUAUGAGCCGCUGGGAUUGGAAGCGGACAUGUGGAGCAUCGGUGUUAUCACCUACAUCCUGCUCAGUGGUGCUUCGCCGUUCUUGGGGGAGACAAAGCAAGACACUCUGGCCAACAUUUCAGCUGUAAAUUAUGAGUUUGAUGAGGAGUUCUUUUGUCAUACCAGCGAGCUGGCCAAGAAGUUCAUCCGCCAGUUGCUGGAGAAGGACAAGCAGAAAAGAUUAACAAUCCAAGAUGCUCUUAAUCAUCCGUGGAUCAAGUCCAAUGAACACAAGGAGGAAAAUAAAACCCCGGAGUCCAACAAACGGGAGCGGCGCCAGCUGAAGACCACGCGUCUGAGAGAGUACACCAUCAAGUCCCACUCAAGCAUGCCCCCCAACAACACCUACAUAAACUUUGAGCGCUUCGCUCAGGUGGUGGAGGACAUCGAACAGAUGGAGGGCUCCUUUGUCAGUCUGGCAGCAGCCCAUGACUCUCUUCAGGAGGACAUCGACGCCAUGGUGUCCAUAUACAACGAAAAGGAGGCCUGGUACAAGGAAGAAAGUGAAAGCGUGCGCCACGAGCUCUCGCAAAUCCGCUAUGACUUCCGGAAGGUGGAGGCCUUGAAGAGGAGCCUGCAGGAUGACAUGCAAGCGUUCAGCGCCAACCUCGGCGCCAUCAGCAACCGCUACCACGAGAGACAGAACCACUUUGAUGCACUGUGUCUGGAGCUCAGCAAUGAGCUGAAGUGGCUGCAGGAGGUGGUGGGUUCAUUUCCCGCAGACGGAGGCAGUGGCGGAUACCCCAACUGCAACUUCACCACCGUGUUUAACAAUGAUGUGAACGAGGCGCUGAAAGAGCUGCUGAAUCGUUCCUGCGGCGGAGAGCCUAACCCUAACCCUAACCCUGAGAGCGGACAGCAAAGAUAACCAAAACACAUGAUUUUUAACAAAUGCUUUAAAACACCGAC